CAAUUUUACGCUUGUAAAUAGUUCAUUACGGUGUUAAGAAUUAUUGCGGUUUUUGCUCUUUGAGAUUCCACGCCUUGUUUUCGAAGGAAGUUGCUCUUGUGGCCGGUUGUACGUGUACCGCUUUGAAGCGAGGAUUUCGCUCUGCGUGUUGAUAAAAAUAGAUGCGCUUUAAAUGUUAAUUUUUAUUUUAUUUAAAGUAGUUAAUGAUGAAGAAGGGCCUUAUUUGGGCGAUUUCCUGGGACGAAUUCAAAAUGGGCGGUUGUCCCCGAGGAGUCCGGCUGCCCGGUGCAGCCUCUUCCCGGGGAAGGAGGCAGGACCUCGUACCAUCAACCUGGACACCCCGCAGAGAAGGAAGAUCCUGAAGGAAGGACUACCGAAGGAACGGGAACGGGCUAUCAUCGGAUCGGGAGGAUUCGGAUUAGUAGUCAGAGCCUCCUACAAAGGUAGCCAAAUUGCAGCGAAGAUGAUGAGCCGCAACCGGCGAAGCGAUAUCACGGCAAAGGCGGAGAAGUUGGCCUCGACCUUGAACCAUGAGAACAUUAUCAAAAUCCGUGGGAUCGAGCAGGGCUCGGCCCUUACCCUGAUAGCGAUGGAGUUGUGCGGCACGUCCCUUGAAGAGCGCCUUGAAGAGACCGAGAUGGUCCCAAGAGAGCGGGUUGAGAUAUGGCUGGCCAUCGCCAGGGCUCUAAAGUUCUGCCACGAGGCUGGGGUGAUCCAUGCAGACGUAAAACCGAAGAACAUCCUGAUCGGACCCGAUGGUCGACCUAAACUGGCGGAUUUUGGAAGCUGCGUCUCCGCAGAGGUCGAGGACGAGAAGACCUCGACGCGGGAUCUGCGUGGUACUCCGGGAUACUCAGCGCCCGAGGUUGUUCGAGGAGGGACUCCUUCAUCCGCGUCGGAUAUCUUCUCACUAGGAGUGGUCGCCUGGCAGAUGGUCUCAAGAAAAAGGCCCUUCCUUGGCCUGGACAUCCAUGCGAUCCUCUACCUCUCGGGGAACGGAGCUAGGCCCGAGAACGAGGACUUGGAAGACGGAUUUGGAGGAAGGUACAAGAAUUUGUACAGACACUCUUGGAAGGAAGAUCCUGGAAGCAGGCCCACGGCAACGGAAGUCAUCGCUAGAUUGAACGAUCUACUCUUAGCAUUUAGUCGUCUAAGUUAGAUUAGAGAAGUUCUUAUUCGCUUAGUUUUCCUAAUCAGUUUUGUAUCUCCAGCUUAAGGAAAUACAUCGGUUCGAGAGGAGUUACAGGUCGAUGAAAGAUUUAUGUAUGUUUAGGGGUAGAUGGUUUCUUUUUUGGAGUGGGAAGAAGUAGGCUAAGGUUUAAAUAAAAACUGUUUUUGCACA
Messenger RNA from Orussus abietinus, 1342 nucleotides. RefSeq names its product serine/threonine-protein kinase mos (gene c-mos). The transcript has 4 exons. The coding region runs from base 173 to 1159 and encodes 328 amino acids. The record is from RefSeq and is a predicted model, not a curated record. Lineage: Eukaryota; Metazoa; Arthropoda; Insecta; Hymenoptera; Orussidae. Gene Ontology annotation, biological process: protein phosphorylation. Gene Ontology annotation, molecular function: ATP binding; protein kinase activity.